Cladocopium goreaui is the source of this 1197-nucleotide messenger RNA. NCBI's taxonomy places the organism in Eukaryota, Dinophyceae, Suessiales, Symbiodiniaceae. The record is from the annotation of a GenBank genome assembly.
AUGGACGAUGGCGCACGGUGUGGAAGAUGUCGACGCCUUUUCUUUUUCCUGGGCAUUGGCCUCUGGGCAGUGUCAACGUGCUUGCCAGCUUUCGUGACACCACGCGGGCAGUGGGCAUGCCCUGCCAGACGCGUCUCCCAACGCUUGGCACUGCUGCCGCAGAGCAGCGAGUGGCUUCCGGUGGUGAACAGUCCCACAGUGGAGACCACCGAUGAAAACAUCACCGUGCUUCCGGUGUUUCCCUUGAGUUCCGUGUAUUGGCCCGGCUCCGAAGCCACGUUACAAAUCAUCGACCCCGCCUACCGCAAGAUGUAUGACGACAUCUUGAUGAGCGGCUCGCGACGCUUUGUGGUCACCUUCACUCGAUCUUUGCCUGGAGGGCGGGUGAGGUACGCAGACAUGGAGGAGGGGGACAGGCGCUUGUUUCGCAUCGGUUCUCUGUUGUACCUCACGGAUUUGGAAGAAGUCAGUGGACAGACAGAUGGACACGUGAAGUACGUGGCGAAACAUGAAGUACAAGGCCGCGUGCAACUGUUGCGGUUGCUGAACCCGUCAGCGCUCUUCGAAACAGAUGGCAAGGGAAAUAAGGUGAACUACCUGAGAGCUGAAGCUCGCAUCCUUCCGGAGGAGAAGAACCCAGGUGAAGACGGGGAAGAAAGUUGGCGAUCUGAACUCCUGGAUUCGUGGCAAGACUUCCAAUCUCUGGCACAGAAGUUUGAGGAGCCUCACAUUGCUGGAGACUUCUUUUCCAAAGUGGCCCCCCGUGUCUCCAGUGGCAUUUUGGCUGCAGCCUGGCAGCAGCUGCAGGUGCAAACGCAGCUGGUGCGGCGCCAGAAACGCGCAAUGGAGGAGGUGAAGAAGAUUAUUGAGGAGGGGAGGAUGUCGCAGAAAGAGGCUCUGGAGCUGGUCUUCCAAAAGGCUGGCCCCUUGGACCUGGGCUGGGACUUCUGGGAACAGCUGCUACCGCUGCUGGCAGCCAACUCCUGGCAACGUGGGGAGCUGCUGUUGGGCCUCGUCCGCGAGGAGUUGAAAUUGGCCAAGACGCGCUUCGCGCUGAAGGAGGCACUCAAGUGAGGCGGCCGCAACCCGGCGCCCCUCUGGGCUGACGGCUCAUGUACCACGGUGGAUACUUGGGAUGGCCAUCCUUCUUCCACGGCCGACCAGAAACCCACUGGCCAGCUGCAGUCGCGAACGGAG